Molecule: messenger RNA, 543 nt
Organism: Solanum lycopersicum (tomato)
Lineage: Eukaryota; Viridiplantae; Streptophyta; Magnoliopsida; Solanales; Solanaceae
Source: RefSeq, a predicted model, not a curated record
AUGAGUGCAAAAGCUACAGUUGAUCAAGUGCAACAACAACAAAACAAAGGAAGAGGUAUAAUGAGGCAUAUGUACUAUCACAUGACAAGAAGACAACCAAAGCCAGCAUGGACAUGCUUCAUGUAUAGCAAUGCAUCAAGACCAAAAGCCUACAAUAUAAUGUGGAUGAUGAUGAACCAAAAAUUAGCAACUGUGGACAGAUUAACUAGAUGGGGGCUGGAAGUAGAUAAAACAUGUGUGUUAUGUAAGAAUGCAGAUGAAACUAUAGAACACCUGUUUCUACAAUGUCAGUUUGCAGGGAAGUUGUGGGAGAAGGUACUGAGAAUGUUAGAGCAUCAAGGCACUAUUCCAAUGGUAUGGGAGCAAUUUCAACAAUGGUAUGUAAAGAAUGGAAAGGGGAAGAGAGCCACAGCACAAGUGUUCAAGACAGUGAUUACAGAAGGCAUAUAUGGCUUAUGGAUAGAGAGGAACAAUAGAAUAUUUGAGAAAAAAAGUAGAAAAGAGGAGAGUAUAGUAACAGAUUGCUUGUGUUACUAUAGCUAG